Neurospora hispaniola is the source of this 879-nucleotide messenger RNA. RefSeq lists its product as uncharacterized. Lineage: Eukaryota; Fungi; Ascomycota; Sordariomycetes; Sordariales; Sordariaceae. The coding region runs from base 205 to 765 and encodes 186 amino acids. The record is from RefSeq and is a predicted model, not a curated record. The transcript has a single exon.
UCAACUAUCUUCGGUUGCUGCUUGGAUGAUUGCCAUUAUCAUCGUAUGGUCUACCAUCAGAAAUGUAGCGCUUUCUCUUCCUGGCGCUUCUCGUCGCUGAUUUGCGGCAGUCUCAAAGAGCUCUAUGGAAAUUCGGUGGAAGCUUAUACGUAUAGCAGGGCCAAGAUGCAGAUGUCAACGUCCACUUUGGCUUAAUUGACUUCCAUGAGACCGUUCAAACCCAUUGAACCUGCCGUUCCCGUGACUCGGAAGUUUGAAUAUGUCAAUAAUCCGAAUACCGGCGGAGGUUGUGGUAUCUACAGUCAAAACAGCCUAGGUAGAACCGAAUGCGGAGGGAGAUACAGACGCGAACCCCGCAGUAGGAGCCCCGCCCUACUGUGUAUCUCUUGGACGAAGGCAGGGGACGAACAUCUCCCGAAGGUGUACCAAAUUGGCCAGCAAUUGAACUUGUUCACCCAACGCAGCCGGUACAUUUCCUCGCCAUCUGCCGUCAGGUUAUUACAGUUGACCUCGAGUAUGUGGCGGCCGGAAAGUGGUUCGGAGCUGCGCAUCAACUUUGAUUUCUUAGUGUUUACUGUGUGUCAUCGGAUUUGCUUUAAAAGUGUUCGGGUUGACUUAGUCCGAGCUUCCACCUGUAUCCCCACUGACUCGGCAUGCCUUUCCUCCCCUUCGUACUUCAAAACUCCUGAAGCAUCAUAUCUCUUCACUGAACAUAGCCGUUCACGUCACUUCGGUUUACCAACUCCGUACAAUGUCUUCCGGUAACCCAACUUCCAAGAUGCUGGCGGCCAAUUCGUUGAAGUAAAUCUUCACCCAGGAAAGCCGCCCUGCUAUGGGUGUCUGGCAGAUGCUACCCGGGGCCAAUAUCUCGAGGAUUCU